AUGGUGGAUUUCCCCCUCGAUGAGGAUAAGAUUGAUUCGUUUCAUAGAAACGUUCAAUCAUGUCUCCGGAAAGAGGGUUAUAUCGGCCGUGUGACUUUCACAGCUUUUGGUCAUCGAGUACAUUCUUCUCGAAUGAUGUUGGAGUCUGUACAUCGCGACAUCAUGUUACUACGACUAAGUAAUAGAUUUGCGAGACUUAAUUACAUGCUACUGACGAUGAUUGACUAUGCAGCCGUGUGCCCCAAAUCAAAUUUCAUGUUAAUUAUAAAAGGCAUGGCAGAGGAAAACGUGCAGGUUGUGCCCAUUAUUAAAGAGAUUCAAAAAAAAGGUUGCAAUGUUCUCUUAGGAGUGAGUGACUAUGAUGACUACUUCGACUACCCAUUAGAGGUGCAAUCUAGUUGCACCAUAUGGUUAUGGGAAAAGCUAUUAAAAGGACACGGCCCUGUGCCCUUUGUUUCAGACGAUGAAGAUGAGGAUGAUGAUACUAGUGACGACGAGGGAAGCUCACCUAAACAUGCUGAAACAGUCGUGUACUGGGAUGUGGAGGAUUACCCAGUGACAGAUUUUGUAUCGUUUAAGGAGAAGAUGAGAGCAGCUCUUGUUGGUGCGGGAUAUAAUGGUAAAGUGUCAAUCAGGGCUUAUGGUGAGAAGAAACCAUCGGCUGCUGCCGGAAUCACCUUUGUAUACGAAGGCUCAAAACGUGGAAGAAUGCAUAGGAUGUUAGUGGACAUGUAUUUGAGGGCAUAUGAUUUGGAGACUACAAGCUCUGCACCAGAAAACUCGAUGGUAAUCACAAAGAACAUGAUGCCGGCUGAGGAUGAACAUGACACUCGGUUCGUCUAUUUGCUUUCACUUUUGAAUAUGAGAUGCUACAAUGUUCUCGUAGCACUGCCUGAUGACUACAAGCCAGAACAGAUGCCAUUUGAGCUCAACUUCACAGCAUGGCGUUGGAGUGACCUACUUACUGGAGGGUGUCCUCUGGACGGUAGCCUUGUCGAAAGACUAAGAGACGACGACCGUAAUAACGCACGUGUAGAACCACGCGUACCCCAAACCCAACCCAAAUCCGAUGACAUCCCCAUCGACUGUACUUGUUCUCUCUGUGUUCGCUCAGAUCUCUCAUGA
This is a messenger RNA of Microthlaspi erraticum, 1125 nucleotides long. NCBI's taxonomy places the organism in Eukaryota, Viridiplantae, Streptophyta, Magnoliopsida, Brassicales, Brassicaceae. The record is from the annotation of a GenBank genome assembly.